AUGGGUUCAUGGGGCGGUGAUGUUCACUUCGAUGAAGAUGAAAAUUGGAGAGAAAACUCUCCAGAGCUGAGCCAAGGUGUUGAUUUUUAUACAGUGGCCUUACACGAAUUGGGACAUAGUUUAGGUUUGGCCCACUCACCCACAUAUAGUUCGAUAAUGUUUCCGUACUACAAAGGACCGGAUUAUAAUGUUUUAAAUUAUGAUGAUACCUUGGCUAUGUAUGAGGCCUACUUGAACAAAAAAUUAGACGAUGAUGUUGAAGUUGUUAAUGAUGAAGAAGAAAUGGAAGAAGCAGACGAGGAGGAAGAAUACGUGGAAACUACCACAAUUUCAUAUGAGACAACUGAAUAUACCACCGUUAACAAUGAUUAUAUGCCAAACACAACAAACAGGCAAUUUUCUGAGGAAGAGAGUAUCACUAAUUGGCCCAGUACUACGGCAGACACUACGAAUGCAUUUUCUCCAUCAUUCCCCAGUACAACAUCAAAUCCUAGCACUGACAUAAAUUCUAGAGACAGAUCCUUCUAUACAUCCACCAUACCACCAAUAUGCGAUGGCAAUUUUAAUGCCGUGUGUUAUUUUCGAGAUCAUGUUCAUAUUUUCAAGGGUCAAUAUGUUUGGAAACUUUCGGCCCAAUAUCGUGUUCUCGAUGGUUACCCAAAACGUUUGCAGGAAGUUAUUAUAGAUUUGCCGGAGGAGGUGAAGAAGAUUGAUGCCUGUUAUGAACGUUACGAUAAGACAGUGCUAUUCUUUUCGGGUAACCAAAUCUGGUAUUAUCAAAAUGAUCGAAUAUUAGACACUAGCCCUGUGUCUUUAAGCAGUCUGUUUGGCUUUAAUGUGAACAUUGAUCAUGUGGAUGCAGCAAUAUUGUGGCGUAAGUUAUGA
This is a messenger RNA of Musca vetustissima, 885 nucleotides long. RefSeq names its product matrix metalloproteinase-15-like. Gene Ontology annotation, biological process: proteolysis; extracellular matrix organization; collagen catabolic process. Bases 1 to 885 code for a protein of 294 amino acids. Gene Ontology annotation, molecular function: metalloendopeptidase activity; zinc ion binding. Gene Ontology annotation, cellular component: extracellular matrix. The record is from RefSeq and is a predicted model, not a curated record. The transcript has 4 exons. NCBI's taxonomy places the organism in Eukaryota, Metazoa, Arthropoda, Insecta, Diptera, Muscidae.